CAACAAUUAUAAAAUUGAAAAUUUUAUAUAGAAAUUUGUGAAUUGCUUAAAACAAAAAAACUUAAAAACAAAUCCAUUGAAAAGACGAUACAUUUAUGAACAGAAUGUGUGUAAAAGUAUUCUUUAAUAUGAUGCUGCUAACGGCUUUUCUAACACGCGUGAGAACCACUGAAAUACCGGACGAUGGCAAAUUACGUCUCUGUAUAGUGGAGUCACGUGGCAUUUAUCGUAAAACACCCAAAUUUUGCCCAACUUUAGAAGCUACUAGCAAUAUAGAAUGUGUAGUUGGGGUUGAUCGCCUGGACUGCGUGCGUCGCAUACAUAAGGGCACAGCGCAUUUUGGAGUUUUAAGUUCUGAAGACUUAGUAGCAGCAAGAUGGGCUAGCGUGGAAAUUUUAGUAGCAAGUGAGUUGCGAUUACAUAAUGCGCCUUUUGAAUAUGAAAUAGUCGCAGUGGUGGACAAUGAAGCCGACAUUCAUACAGUUCAUGAUUUGCGUGGCGCCAAACUUUGUCAUCCGGGUUACGGCUUAGAAAACCAUUGGACCGAAAUCCUGGCAAAUUACUUUGAAUCUACUCUGAUUUCAAAAUCCUGCGACUCCGGGAUAUCGUUAACGGAAGAUAAAAUUCGCGCAUCUGCCAGAUACUUUGGUCCUAGCUGCAAGGCAGGCCCUUGGGUUCCAGAUCCAAAACAAGAUCGCCUACUGAAAGAUCGAUAUCCGUCGCUCUGUCAAAUGUGUUAUGAUUCAUACAGAUGUGAUAUAGGUGAUAAACAUUGGGGUAGACGUGGAGCGCUGUACUGCUUAACUAGCGGCGGUGGCAAUGUGGCGUGGGCUCGCUUGGAUGAUGUAAAAAGUCAUUUUGGAUUAACAGGCCUAACAGCUCAAGCAGAAAUAUCAGAGUACAGUUAUUUGUGUGCCGAUGGUCAUCUACAACCCAUCAAUACAACCCGACCUUGUGUUUGGGUAGCUAAGCCUUGGCCAGUGGUAGCAGCCCGUCGUAACCACGCGGCUCAGGUGCAAGCUUUAAUAACUGGCUUAAAUCAUGACGAUUCCAAAAGCUGGCAGAACGCACUUUUAAGUCUUUUGGAAACCUAUCAUAUAGACAUUGUACCCCUAGAUAAUGUGAUACCCAUAGAUGAUUAUUUGGAUCAAGCACCCGCCUACCAAAGUGCCUAUAGUUUUCCCGAAUGCAAUCCUCCAAGAUCAGUAGUGUUUUGCACGACUUCUAUAAUACAGCAUAUUAAAUGCUCUUGGCUCCAAGAAGCCUCACAAGUCUAUGGAGUACAACCUAACAUUCAAUGUAUUCGAUCACCAGCUUUGAGCAACUGUUUGGAUGACGUAAAAUAUAAAACAGCUGACGUCGUUUUGGUGGAUCAUGAAAACCGUAUAAGAGCCCAAAGGGAUUUCGAUUUAAUACCUCUGCUGUAUGAAUUCUCGCAGGGUAUGCACCAACGUUAUGUUACAAUAGCCAUAGUACGCAAAGAAGCGAAAUUGGAAAACUUUAGCCAAUUAAAAGGCGUAAAAGCAUGCUUGCCGUCUUACGAAGGACCCGCUUAUCUUUCAGUAACGCAUACUAUCGCUAAUAAAACUGGACAAGUAACUGCUUUACAUCAUUUCUUUCACCGAAACUCAUGCACUUGGCAUCCUAAGCAAAAAAACAAAUGUCCCGAACACUAUAAAGGAGAUGAAGGAGCCUUCCGUUGCUUAGCCGAAGGGAAUGGCGACGUAGCGUUUUUAAGCUCCUCCGUAUAUAAACAGUAUAUGGUGGGGAACUUAACGUCCCCGUGGUUGCAUAAAAUUGGUCACAAAUCAUUUAAAGUAUUAUGCCCCUACGGUGACAACGAAAAACGUUCUAAAUUUGAAUAUUGUUAUUUGCAUUGGACAACGCGCGGUCAUCUUAUGACCCAUAAAAAUACUCUAAUUAGACAUAACGAAAUUUAUAACACCUUAAAAGAUAUGGAUGCGCUAUUUGGAAAGAAAUACAAAACUGAGACGAGACCUUUUACGAUGUACGGUAUUUUUGAUCAAAAGCAUAAUAUCAUAUUUAGAGAUGAAACUGACGGUCUCAAAGGUCUACAAGAUCUGAGGAAAGAUGAAAACCGAAGAAUGAUGGAGGAAAUCUUUGAACGAUAUAUAAAAGAAGAAUAUCAACUGCUACAAGAGAACGCUGGCCAGACUAAUCGGAAAAGCAAGUAUGUCGUAAUAGGCGUAAUAGGUUUACUGUUAAGGUUAGGAAUGCAGUAAAUAAACAAUUCUUCUAUGAUCACACAUGAUAUCUAAUCUUUAUAUGU
Molecule: messenger RNA, 2290 nt
Organism: Glossina fuscipes
Lineage: Eukaryota; Metazoa; Arthropoda; Insecta; Diptera; Glossinidae
Product: transferrin
Exons: 4
Coding region: 96-2243 (715 amino acids)
Biological process (GO): iron ion transport
Cellular component (GO): recycling endosome; plasma membrane; early endosome
Source: RefSeq, a predicted model, not a curated record